AUGGAAUCUCACACUGAACCGCUUAUACUUUCAAUUUCGGAUCUUCCCAAGGGUUUGAAACCAUUUUCUCCAACCUCAUCUCAUUUGACCACCGGUAGUGCCGAUGAAACUCAACACCAACAUAAGACAGAGAGAAGUGAGAGUUCCAAGAGAGUAGCUGGUCCUCCCUUUGAGUCGUAUCAUAACCUUGAUUCUGAUUACAAGUCAUUGUACACACACACCACAAUUUUGAUUGAAACUAAGCAUCAGCUCUGCCAAGCGACCAUUCUUCUUCUCGACUUCUUCUUCCUGACUCUGAAUCCAUUGUUGAUUCUUCUUUCUGAAAGGUUGUCAAGUGUGAAGAAACGGUUUGAACUUUGGAUAUUGGAAUCAGUUUUCUCAAGGAGUCAAGGUCAAGGAUGUGAAGACUCAAGAACUAUCAAGAACUUACUUUGCCAAACAGGCAAAACAGGUAUUUCCAAUCGAGGUGGGCUUUGCAUGGUUUCUUUUAGCAUUUAAUGGGCUUCAGCCAAGUUUUCCACGAGGAACUGAUGUACACUAAACCUUAUUUUAUUUUAUUUUUCUUUUCGUGAUGAAUUCCACAAGC
Molecule: messenger RNA, 586 nt
Organism: Lactuca virosa
Lineage: Eukaryota; Viridiplantae; Streptophyta; Magnoliopsida; Asterales; Asteraceae
Source: the annotation of a GenBank genome assembly